UUUUGGAUUGUCGAGAUUGUUGUUGCUGUUCUCCCAAGCUGUGAUUUCACACACGGAUUAUCAUUUAAUAUCAGUUUUCCGUAUAUCGUGGACCUUUUUUGGACUAUUUCCCCCCUGUUUGGUGACAUUUAAAACCAAAUCAUCUGCGUUUUAAAAGAAAUCAAAACAGUUAGCUAUGUUUAUUUGUGGCCAGAAAGUUAGUGUCUCCAGUGUUUACAGAUUCCACAGCGGGACGAUUUCCUGGUUCCAGCGCUACAACGGAAUCAUUAGCUAACACAGACCUAGCUCACGUUAGAUUAAGUCGUAGUACUUUUAUGUUUGCUAGAUAGUUAGUGAGUGGAAUUAAACCAGUGCCAAAACCGUUAAAAUCACAGAUUGAUUUGGUUAAAAAUCGAAUUGCAAACCUAUAUUGCCAUCGCGAUUUUAAUGAACGAUGUAAAAACAGGAAAACAGGCUUCAGCUCAACAUUUAUUGUGAAAUAUACUCAAGGUUUUCUCUUAGAGUCAAAAUUGUCUAAAGUUUCUGUUUUGAUUUUCAAAAAAUUGGUGUAGAACGCCAAACAGUCGGAAAAUAGAGCGAUUUAAUCGCGAUUUGAAAACAAUACUAGAAGUAAGCUGUUGCUAAAGCGGCUGUUAAUAGUGUUUUGAAAUUCAGCGUUCAAAAAUAAGAAUCAUUAAGCAAAUUUGAAUCCUGCAGUGUUGAUUUAAGUCAAUAAAACAAACAAAUAUAGGCCAAAAUUCAAUUUUUUUCCCUUUUUGGCAAGGAACUAUCGGUGUCUUUUUUUGCCAGUAAAUCAAAAGUCACCAGCUUGAGAAACUCUCACACCUGCCGUUUUUUCUCUCUUUUCCAGUGACAUUACUGCUAUUUUUCUACGCAGCCUGGAAAGAAAAUUGGACUCAAACAGUGGGGCCUCUGAUCACUGAACCUUUACCUGCACUUGACAGUGAAGUCACGUUGACUUGUGUCCCGACGGGGAGUUGAUCCAUUGAUCGGAUCGUUAUUUGUGCGUUUUGUUUUUAUUUGUAGGAGAAGCAAAUAAGAGCGAGAGAAAUACAUAACUGAGAAGAUGUCAGGCCAGUCCAUCACAGACCGGAUCGCCGCAGCACAGCACAGCAUGACCGGCUCGGCCAUCAGCAAAGCUGUGUGCAAAGCCACCACGCAUGAAGUCAGUGGACCCAAGAAGAAACACCUUGACUAUCUGAUCCACUGCACCAAUGAGAUGAACGUGAACAUUCCCCAGCUGGCAGACACGCUGUUUGAGCGCACGGCCAACUCCAGCUGGGUGGUUGUCUUCAAAGCCCUUAUCACCACCCACCACCUCAUGAUGUACGGCAACGAGCGUUUCAUCCAGUACCUGGCCUCCAGAAACACUCUGUUUAACCUGAACAACUUCCUGGAUAAAGGAGCUCUGCAAGGUUACGACAUGUCGACCUUCAUCAGACGAUACAGCCGUUACCUGAACGAGAAGGCCAUGUCGUACAGACUGGUGGCGGUGGACUUCACCAAGAUGAAGAGGGGGAUUGAUGGAGUGAUGCGAACAAUGAACACGGAGAAGCUGAUCAAGACUCUGCCCAUCAUCCAGAACCAGCUGGACGCACUGCUGGAUUUCCAGGCUAACCCUAAUGAGCUGACCAACGGAGUGAUCAACUCGGCCUUCAUGCUGCUCUUCAAAGACUCCAUAAGGCUGUUUGCAGCCUAUAAUGAAGGGGUCAUCAACCUGCUGGAGAAAUACUUUGACAUGAAGAAGAACCAGUGUAAAGACGCUCUGGACAUCUACAAGAAGUUUCUGUGCAGGAUGACCAAGCUGUCAGAGUUCCUCAAAGUGGCCGAGCAAGUUGGAAUAGAUCAGGGUGACAUCCCAGAUCUCUCACAGGCUCCCAGCAGCCUCCUGGAGGCUUUAGAGCAGCACCUGGCCUCUCUGGAGGGAAAGAAAACCAAGGAGUUGAAUGCAGACACCAGAGCGUCCACGCUGUCCAACGCCGUCUCGUCUCUCUCCACCACCGGCAUGUCCUUCAGUCGCAUGGACGAGAAGGAGAAGCAGCAGGCUUUAGAGGAGGAGCAGGCCAGACUGCAGGCGCUGAAGGACCAGCGCCUGAAGGAGAUCAACGUGCAGACUCCGCCCUCUGCCUCCCCCAGCAGCCACUCAAUAGGCAUCGCCAACAACAACCACAUCAUACACACCCCGGAGUUGUUCAGCUCUGUACUGCCUGCCAACAGUGUCCCCAACCUGAACAGCGACCUGUUUGAUCUUCAGCCGGCCUUCAUCCCCGCUGUGCACAGCACUCCUUCCAUCUCCACCGCUAACAGUGCCUGGGGAGGACUGGAGAGCCAGAAUCUGCAGCAGACCACAGCGGCCAUGACCGUAGAUUUCGAUGCCGUGUUUGGGAAUAAGGCCACGCCCAGUAACAACGGCCCACAACCUGCAGCCGGUUUCGAUGCUCUCGGAGAUUUGUUGAAGCCCACAGUUCCCACACACACCGGACCUCCUCUUCAUCAUCAUCAUCAUCAUCAUCACCAUCCUUCUCAAAUGGCCAUCCAUCCUGGAGGAAAGCUGCUCGCCAACGACCUCGACUCGUCUCUGGCCAACCUCGUCGGCAAUCUGCAGUUUGGUGGAACUCCAGCCAAGAAACCAGAGAUGCAGUGGAACCAGCCGGGAGAGAAGAAGCUGACGGGCGGUCAGAACUGGCAGAAUAAGACCAUGUCCACCACACAGUGGGGUCCUGCACCUGUGGCCCCGCAGCCCAUACCUGUACAACACGUGAAUGGAAUGUUCUAUACUAGUUAUGCUCCAGCUCCCAUGGCUUUUCCCAUGACCACACCGCAAGUGCCUGUGUAUGGAAUGGUUCCUCCCCAGAUGGGUCAGAUGGGCGGGGUUCCAGUGAUGGCUCCUCAGCCAAUGAUGUACAACCAGCCUGUUCUCAGACCCACCAACCCCUUCGCACCCAUACCCGGAGCCCAGAUGCAGUUCAUGUAAUCCAGUCCGGGGGGCAGCAGAGUGCCAAAAGCGACAAACAAACAAAACAGCAGAAGAAAACACACGAGGGGAAUGAAAAUGAAUCGGACGGACGGAGGAGGGAUUCGAUCAAACCAAAAACACGAGGUGGAAAGAGGUGGAUAGAGGUGGAGAUGAUUCGGCGGGGGGAUGAGGGGAUGAAGGGAUGAAGUGUCAUCCUAACUGGUUUUUGUCUGAAACAACUUAUGUGUGUCUGUGUGUGUGUGCGCGUGUGCUUCUUUCUGUUCUCUUAAAUCCUACGGAUGGAGUGAUGAUUCAGGAGAAGGAGAAAGUGAUGAGAGAGAAAGAAGAGGUGGCGAAAGAUGGAGGAGAAAGAGGGGAUGGAGGAAAUCCUACCUCUUGUUUUGUUUUUGUUUUUCUUUUAAAAAGUCAGACUCUUGUUUUUCUGACGACGGUGAAAAGUCUCUGCUGCAGAAUUAGCUUUAUUUCAUACUGGUGCUAUUUUUGUCUCCUCUGCUCGUCUGCAACGACAACAUGCUCGCGUCAGAGGAGACAAGUGUGUGUGUGUGUGGUAGUUGUUUCAGACAACACCGUCCUCUCCAUCCCAUCCCUCGUAUUCUCGAACUGUUCAAUCAAGCGGGCGAUUUAACGGCAAAUCCUGUGGCGUGACUUUUCCUCCUCUGUUCGGAUUAUCUCAGUAUUCCCCCCCCUGCACCGUUAUCGGGUCUUGUAUAGAAUUCAUGUCAACUUGUUCGUCAUAGUUUUUUCUCAUGUUUUUCUUCUCUUGAAGCCACAGAUACACACAGAGAAAUGUCAGGGUUUAGCAGUAAAAACGUGCUAGCGCGGUACAGAGUCUUCAGAAAGCAGCACAGCGAAAUGCGUAAAACAUGAAACCAAUUGUAGCUGUUUAGCUAACCAUGCCAACACCAUAGCUGCUAGCUUUAAGCUAGCUAGUGCUUAACUGUCAAUUGGCCGUAUUGAUAAAAAAUAAAUAAAUAUUGCGGAGCAGUUUGUACUCUAACAGAACAUUUUCUGAAACCUUAACGUAAGAUAAAUGCGUAUUAUUAUAAUAUUAAAAGGCGGUGUGAAACACGGCUAACAUGCUGCGUCAGCUUCUUCCAUUUUGCACUCGUGAAAGCUUGCUAAGCGAGUCUAAGUUCUCAAUAAAAAGUUUAACUUUUUAUGAAACAUUCUGCACAAAUUAAUCUCCCCGAAUUCUUUUUAAUGAACUAUGGUGUGACCGUGCCUUUUGCUAGGCAGCAUUUUAAAUGCACUCCUUUUGUCGCACUGUGUUGAGGGGCGUGCCGAUCGUGAAUAUCGAUCUAUGCAACGUCACAAUCUCGACCUUCCAAAGCAAAGGCGGAAUCAAGGAUUUGACCACGCCCCCUGUGUGACGUCCUGCAGGAAAAACGCAGUAUUGUGGUUGUAGCCCUUGUAGCACGAUUACACAUUAGCUCCUCUCCCUAACCCAAUGCUGCUGCCAACUAAUAGUAACCAUGGCAACACACCGACCAAACUCAAAACUAGUGGAAAAUCCUGGAUUUAAACAUUUACUGGUUACUGUUACAUUCAUAUUGUUAAUAAAGGA
Molecule: messenger RNA, 4541 nt
Organism: Solea senegalensis (Senegalese sole)
Lineage: Eukaryota; Metazoa; Chordata; Actinopteri; Pleuronectiformes; Soleidae
Product: phosphatidylinositol-binding clathrin assembly protein
Exons: 20
Coding region: 1067-2974 (635 amino acids)
Biological process (GO): clathrin-dependent endocytosis; synaptic vesicle budding from presynaptic endocytic zone membrane; clathrin coat assembly
Cellular component (GO): synaptic vesicle; extrinsic component of presynaptic endocytic zone membrane; clathrin-coated pit
Molecular function (GO): SNARE binding; phosphatidylinositol-4,5-bisphosphate binding; clathrin heavy chain binding
Source: RefSeq, a predicted model, not a curated record